GCCAGUGUUCGUGUCUAACGAUGCCGGUGUUCGUGUCUAACGAUGCCGGUGUUCGUGUCUAACGAUGCCGGUGUUCGUGUCUAACGAUGCCUGUGUUCGUGUCUAACGAUGCCGGUGUUCGUGUCUAACGAUGCCGGUGUUCGUGUCUAACGAUGCCUGUGUUCGUGUCUAACGAUGCCGGUGUUCGUGUCUAACGAUGCCUGUUCGUGUCUAACGAUGCCUGUGUUCGUGUCUAACGAUGCCGGUGUUCGUGUCUAACGAUGUCUGUGUUCGUGUCUAACGAUGCCUGUGUUCGUGUCUAACGAUGCCGGUGUUCGUGUCUAACGAUGCCUGUGUUCGUGUCUAACGAUGCCGGUGUUCGUGUCUAACGAUGCCGGUGUUCGUGUCUAACGAUGCCUGUUCGUGUCUAACGAUGCCUGUGUUCGUGUCUAACGAUGCCUGUGUUCGUGUCUAACGAUGCCUGUGUUCGUGUCUAACGAUGCCUGUGUUCGUGUCUAACGAUGCCGGUGUUCGUGUCUAACGAUGCCUGUGUUCGUGUCUAACGAUGCCUGUGUUCGUGUCUAACGAUGCCGGUGUUCGUGUCUAACGAUGCCUGUGUUCGUGUCUAACGAUGCCUGUGUUCGUGUCUAACGAUGCCGGUGUCCGUGUCUAACGAUGCCGGUGUCCGUGUCUAACGAUGCCGGUGUUCGUGUCUAACGAUGCCGGUGUUCGUGUCUAACGAUGCCGGUGUUCGUGUCUAACGAACAAUCAAAAUCGCAUUUCCUUAUCUUCGCCGGUGGAAACUCCGCGUUUCUAUGACGGGCUCCGGUCCUGGCGGGAGACCUGCUCAGACCGCCGAGAGCGGCAGCAGCCGCGGCGUGACGUCACCCGUCAGUUUCGUCAUCCUGCGCCGGUGCGCGCGCGCGUUCUCAAAGCCGGUUAUGACGUCACGCACGGAGGCACGGAAUGACUUCAGGCGACGAUCUACGGGGUGUGACGUCACGUUGGUUGCUACGGAGAUUGACGUCACGCGACGAGCUACGAGUGACGUCACGCGAUGAGCAAAGAGGGAGUGAGACGCCACGUUGCGAGCGACGGAGAGCGACGUCACAACAGUUGCAGGGAGUGACGUCACGCGACGACCUACGCGAGUGACGUCACGCGAUGAGCUCUGGGGAGUGACGCCACGCGACGAGCUACGAGAGUGACGUCACGGGAUGAGCUCUGGUGAGUGACGUCACGCGACGAGCUAUGAGAGUGACGUCACGCGAUGAGCUCUGGGGAGUGACGUCACGCGAUGAGCGCUGCGGUCUCCAUGGUGACAGGGCCCGGGGAUGCUGCGCGUCCUCUCCUCCCCCCACGCUUUGUGAUGGAGGUGGGCCGCCUCCCGCUGGAGCUGUGGCGUCUCAUCCUCUCGUACCUUCAGUUGCCCGAGUUGGGCCGCUGCAGCUCCGUGAGCCGCACGUGGCGGGAGCUCGUCGUCAGCUUGGACAAGACGCGCUGGCGGCAGCUGUACCUGGGCUCGCCUCACGCCUGCCGUCGCCCGCCGAACUGGCCGCUGCGGCCGGAGUUGGAGCCGCCGUCGUGGCGCGAGUCCCUGCGGAGAGCCCUCCUCGCCAACCGCGUGUGGCGCCGCCACGACAGCCGCUGGAGUACCGUCGAUGUCACCGGCUGUCUGUACGGGCCCUUCUUCCGCAAGCGGCCCGAAUGUCGCAGCGCGUGGGUGGGUCCCGGCGGGGACUACGAGAGCCUGCGGGUGGCGUUAGCCUCGGUGCCGCCCUACAGCCGCGUGUUUCUGCUGCCGGGCGUCUACGAGGAGCAGAGCGAGGUGGUCCUGCGGGCGCCCGUCGAGAUCGUGGGCCAGGGCAGCCUGGGCCAGGUGGCGCUGCUCGUCAGCUUUGAACAGCAGUGUCCCACCGUACGCCUCUGCAACCUCGUGCUCAUGCAGGCCUGGUUCACGCCCAUCAUCUACAAGACGAGCGUGGGCCACGUGCAAAUGGACACGUGCAACCUGGAGAACGGGCAGGUGCAGGUGAGCGCUCCGGCCACGUGCCACCUGCGGUUCUGUAGCUUCAGCCAGGCUGGCCUACACCUGCACGCCGUCGCACUGGCCGCUGUGGAAAACUGCGAGUUCUCUGGGAGCGAGGGCGCCUCUCUGACAGUGGAGGGGUUCCCUUCGACCGACCACAACUGGGCCUACGAGCACCUGGCUGCGUCGCUGCGUGCCGACCUGCUGGCGCAGUCCUGCGGCCUGCUGGAAGCGGACACCGCGCUGGACUGGCUGAAUCUCGGCUUCGACAAGAAGUCGGAAAGCGUGCAGAGCGACAAAACAGCAGGGCAGGCAGCAGACAGCACGGGAGCCACACAUCACAGCCAGGCGAGCAAGGCGGUGGGGUGGGUGGGACGACACUGCUGGAACGUCAGCCAGAAGGGCCAGAACUUUGUGUCAGGGACUUCACAUGCAGGCCUUUCAGACCCCAUCUCAUCAAAGGCCCACCGCUUCUGCAAUGGCAUGAACCAUGACGGUGACACGCUGACCCCAGCGGUUAGCGAGGGGGCAUUUCUCAAGAAGAACAGCAGCGGCAGAGACACGGAGCAGGACGAAGACUACAAGGAGUUUGGGCACCUAAUCACGAGCUUGCCCGUGGGGAGCCUGAUGACAGGGGCAGGGGCCUCGCUGAGCAUGGAGGAGGUACGCCCUCGGAGCCUGGAGGAGGAGCUGCGCACGGAGAAGGAAGCCCGCCUGUUGGUGCGUCUAAUCUUGGGCUGUGUGGUGCAGCGCUGCCUCUUCCGAGAUGGGCGAGGAGGCGUGCUGUCCUCCGCACAUGCCCAUGUGCGUCUGCAACACAACACCUUUCGCCACCUCCACCAAGCUAUCCGCUGCCUGCAAGAUGCCAAGGUGCUCGUGUUUCGUAACGAGAUCCACCACUGCCGAGCGUCGGGCGUUUUCCUGCGCCUCUCCGCUGGCGGUGUCAUUGCGGAGAACGACAUCCACUCCAACGGCGAGGCAGCCAUCGACAUCCGCAAGGCGGCAAACCCCCUCGUACUGUGUAAUCGCAUCCACGGGGGACAACGCACAGGAAUCUUGGUUAUGGGUGGUGGCCGGGGCAUCAUCCGCAGCAACCUCAUUUUCAACAAUCGCGAGGCAGGGAUUUGCAUCCUGUACCGUGGAAACCCGCUCGUCAGUGGCAAUUACAUUUAUCAAGGACUGGCAGCUGGGAUUGCAGUGAAUGAGAAUGGACUGGGUCUCAUUACAGGUAACCUGAUACACGAGAACCAGCAUGGCGGCGUGGACAUUCGCAGAGGAGGGGACCCGGUCCUCAGAAAUAACCUCAUCUGCCACAGCGCUUGCGAUGGGGUGGUGGUUGGAGAGCGAGGCCGAGGGCUCAUUGAAGGCAACAGCAUCUGUGAAAACAAGGGCUGUGGAGUGUGGAUCAUGGCGUCGGGCACACCCCACGUUCUGGGGAACGUGAUCGCGCACAACGGCCUGCACGGGGCCGCCGUCUUCUGCCGCAAGGAAGGUCCCGUGGAGGCGCAUGGCGGCCAGGCGCUGUACCGCGCCGAAGGGGAGGGCCCGCAUGGCGACGACGCGGAGCUGCUGAGCUGGGAAGGGGACGGCGACCCGCUGGAGGAGGCGGAGCGGCGCGGUGGCCACGCAGCCAUCACCACCACCAUCCUGGAGUACAACAACAUGCUCUACAACGCAGGGGCAGGGGUGUUCGUGAAGAGCAGCGAGUCGCUGACGGUCGCCUGGAACGCGUUGCACUGCAACGAGGAGUGCGGCGUGGCCGUGCAUAAGAGCACGGCGCUGGCACGCAUCGCCAGCAACAACGUGAGCUGGAACGGCCGCGGGGGCGUCAGCGUGCGGCCCGGCUGCAAGGUGGAGCUGCAGGGCAACGGCGUCUACCACAACACCGGGCACGGCAUCGAGUCGUGCGGCGAGGGAAGCCUCAUCGAGAACGACGUCGUGACCAGUCGUGGGUGUGGCCUGCGCCUGGCCCAGGAUGCACGCAUGCUGGUGCUAAAGAACCGCGUGCUGUCCCUUCACCGCUAUGCGAUGGCGGUGUUCGAACGCACGCGCGGGACCAUCCAGGCCAACCUCCUCUUCCAGAGCACGGGGUACGAGGCGCUGCACAUCGAGCUGAGCAGCGCGGGCGACGUGCUCAUCCAGGGCAAUGAAAUGGUGCCUUUCCCUGCGCCAGGGUGCGAGCCGGCCUCUCGCUGGGGCCGCCUGGAGGAGCCUUCACCGCGGCCUCACGCCCUCUCCUCGAAGCGGCCCGGUGGCCCCCGCUCCGUGUCCAUGGUGACCCGGCUGGGCGGCGGCGUGAGCCAGGGCUGCUCUCGAGGAGGCAGCAGCGUGUGCACCCUGCUGUAGCACCCCCCCCCACGCCGCCCCGUGCGGUGCCACACGUGUGCCCAGGGGCGUACGCCGACGAAGGUCCCGCUCCGAUGUUCUCUGUGCUGGUCACAUACAGUGAGGGAAAAAAGUAUUUGAUCUCCUGCUGAUUUUGUACAUUUGCCCACUGACAAAGAAAUGGUCAGUCUAUAAUUUUAAUGGUAGGUUUAUUUGAACAGCGAGAGACAGA
Petromyzon marinus (sea lamprey) is the source of this 4565-nucleotide messenger RNA. It is a transcript of the gene FBXO10, whose product is annotated as F-box protein 10. The record is from RefSeq and is a predicted model, not a curated record. Lineage: Eukaryota; Metazoa; Chordata; Hyperoartia; Petromyzontiformes; Petromyzontidae. Gene Ontology annotation, molecular function: protein binding. Gene Ontology annotation, biological process: ubiquitin-dependent protein catabolic process; regulation of apoptotic process.